AUGAGGUUACCACCGCGCUCCUCGGCGCCGAUAUUGCGCAUCGCCAACGGCACGUUCUACCGAAGACACCCGAACGCGCAGACAACGCAUCCGAACCCGUCACUGUUCGAUGAGCUGAGCUUCGAGAUUCCCUCCACAACGACGGAGGGCAUGAAGAAGAAGCACUGGUGCAUCGUGGGGCCGUCGCUUUCGGGCAAGACGACGCUGCUGCAGGUCCUGCGGGGCCAGCACCUCGCGAUCCCGCCGAGCUCGCGGUCGUACCCGUACCUGUCGAGCGAUGACGUGUCGGCGCGGCUGCGGACGGCCAGCAAGGCGAUACAGUACGUCGGCUUCGACGGCGAGCAGGGCGGGGGUCUUGGGGGGCCGACGACGAGCGCUUAUUUGGCCGCGCGAUACGAGUCGCGGCGUGAGAACACGGAUUUCGGCCUGCGGGACUUUUUGCUUGGCAAUUUUGAGCAGAACGCGCUAGAGCGGGAGCUGAGGCAGAAAGGGGAGGGGGAGCUCCCGCGGGGACUGUUGGAGAGGGUUGUGAAGGACCUGAGGCUGGACCAGCUGCUCGAUCUGCCGGUUGCGUUUCUGAGUAACGGGCAGGGGAGGCGGGCGAGGAUUGCGAGGGCGCUGUUGACGACGCCGGAGGUGCUGUUGCUGGAUGAGCCAUUCAUGGGUCUUGACCCGCCGACUGUAGCGAGUUUGAGUCCGUUGCUGGAGGGGCUGGCAGAGAGGGAGAGCCCUAGGCUUGUGUUGAGUGUGAGGCCGCAGGACCCUAUUCCUGAGUGGAUUACGCAUUUGGUGUAUUUGAGGAGCGACUGCCAGAUUGGGUCCAUGGGGGAGAAGGAUAUUGUGCUUGAGGGGCUGAGAAAGUACGUCAGGGGCGUGUGGAAGGGUGGCUUGACGGAGGAUGAGAAACUGCCUGUGCAUUCACUUAUUGAGAUGGGAAGAACGCUGACUGCCAAGGGUGUCGUCGGCGAUGGGCUUGUUGCGGCAGAGGAGAAGAAGGGCCAUGGUGUUGGGCCCGUUGUCACUGAACAGGGUGUUUCUAAGGAGGUUGGAGAGCCAUUAGUUGAGAUGGACGGUUGCCAGGUCAGGUACGGGAGCAAGAUUGCCCUCGGAAACUGGUCUCAAGACACAGAAUCCGGGGCCAAGGACGGUUUGGUUUGGACAGUGAGACGAGGUGAAAGAUGGGGUGUCUUUGGGCCGAACGGUUCUGGAAAGACCACCAUCGUCUCUCUUCUCUGCUCCGACCACCCGCAGACGUAUUCCCUCCCUAUCAAGCUAUUCGGCCGAAGCAGACUACCUGAGCCAGGCUCGGGACAGAGGCCGCUCACGUUCUGGGACAUUCAGUCACGCAUCGGUCACUCGAGCCCGGAGGUUCACCAGCACAUGCCCCGUAGCUUGACGGUGCGACAGGUGCUUGAGAACGCGUGGGCAGACACCUUCAAGGCGGUGCCUAAGCUCGACGAUGAGGCAAGGGGCAAGGUUGAAGCAUCGCUUCGCUGGUUCGCCGCAGAAUUGAAUCCCGAAUACCACAACACAACGGGAGAUAGCCUGGCCUGGGCCGACAACUUCCUCUUCGGCGGCCUGUCCUUCACCGCGCAGCGCAUUGCCCUCCUGCUCCGCGCGGUGAUCAAGAACCCUGACGUGGUGGUCCUCGACGAGGCGUUCAGCGGCAUGGACGACGCCGUGCGGGACAAGUGCAUGCUGUUCCUGGCCAAGGGCGAGGAGAAGACGUACAGCGGGGAGGAGAUCGUCGACAGCGAGGCUGCCAAGGCCGGGGAGGUGAGGGUCCGGGGCCUCUCGGACCAACAGGCGUUGAUCUGCAUCAGUCACAUCAAGGAGGAGGUUCCGGAUUGCGUGCGGGAGUGGAUCUGCCUGCCCGAGGCGAACGAGGGGCUGCCGGCCAGGUUUGGACGGUUCGACGGGCCUCUGAGGACGGAUGAGAAGCGUUGGAGGGCGCUCUGGGGUGUUUAG
Messenger RNA from Colletotrichum chrysophilum, 1968 nucleotides. RefSeq lists its product as uncharacterized. Gene Ontology annotation, molecular function: ATP binding; ATP hydrolysis activity. Bases 1 to 1968 code for a protein of 655 amino acids. The record is from RefSeq and is a predicted model, not a curated record. Lineage: Eukaryota; Fungi; Ascomycota; Sordariomycetes; Glomerellales; Glomerellaceae. The transcript has a single exon. Gene Ontology annotation, cellular component: mitochondrion.